AUGUCUUACGAAUACGACAGCCGGUACCACCACCGCCCGCGCCAUGACUCCCACUAUACAUCAAGAGAGACGGACCCCUAUGGCUAUGCGAGGAGCGACAAGACUCUAGCUGAGGCGCGCGAGCAGCUGGCAGACAUGCGCCAGAGCAAUCCAUACACUUCGUCCUACAGCUCGUCCUACAACACCUACACCUAUGAGCCCCGCACUUCUCCACCCCUGCCACCUCGACGACCCGCGCCGCAUUCGUACAGGUCGCACAGGCAGGAGCAGACAUGGCCGCCGUCACCGAGCGUCGAGGAUGAGAGGGAGGCGCUAGCAAAAGAGGCGCCGUCCUCCGUGGGGUCGCCAGGGCAGGCCGAGGGUGAGCCGCCGAGCAACACGCGGGGCACCGUCGACCAAGACUCCCUGCUCGACGAGAUUGAGCAGCCGAGCGUCGCACAACACGACCGCCGCUAUGUGCUUGUUUCCGAAUCCAGCACCGAUGACGAUGGCAGCACGCUUCGGGAUCGGCGCCGACGCAGCUUUGCUGACCGUGGGGGCAUGUCGCACAUCAACACCGACGUCCCAGACCCUCCCGUCUUUACUGAGCGCGUGAGGGCCCCCUAUGGCUACUCGAAGCCCCAAAAGGAAUCCACGGCGCCUUCCCCUACGGCCGACUACAUGCGCUCGCCAGAUCCGAUUACCCCAUCACACAGCAGCCAUCCCAGGUCAGAUGCAAGCAGACCGUCGAGACCGAUGCCAACUGAAAGCCGACACAAUUCCUACACGUCGCCGGCGUCAAAGAAAGAAUACGUAUUCGACUCUGACUCUGACUCCGAAGCGCACAGCACGACCCACCUGCGAACCGAACGAAAGCCCGCGCGUUACAGCUUCGUGAAGAGCGAUCUACAAAGGGAGGAUCUGAGGACAAACCUGCGCGAUACACAGGACAGGCCUGAACCGCGUCGACACGACUCCGGGCAGCGUCCCCUGCCGACGAUACGUAAGGACAACAAGAACUUCAACAUCUGCCCUAGUUGCUACGACGGUGUCUUCGCCGGUACACCCUUCGACGUGGACUUCAGACAGAUAUGGUUGAACGACUAUUCGAUGGAGCGGAGCUGUGACUUCAGCAGCCCAUGGGCACGUCUUGCAUGGCUGUUGACGCUUCAGCGAGGUCGCAAAUCGCUCGAUCUGAUCUACGCCAUUGCAGGUGUCAUGGACACAGUAGCCAAACCGUGUCCUGGAGAUCGUGAGGCUGGUGCAGAAGACCGCAUUAGCUGGUACGGCAUUACAAAUCCACGCGACGGUACUCGUGUAGCCAACUUUGCUAUAUGCUCGAGCGACAGGAGGAUGCUUGAGGCCUUGUUGCCUUCUCUUCGUGGUUGCUUCGCUAAGAUGCCGAAGGACGACAGGCACGUAUGCAGCUUGCGUACAAGCUCAACUCGAUUCCCGAAGUAUCUAGAUCUGCUCGUCGAGCUAGACGCCGAGGCUGAAUUGUCCGGUCAACUACCUGAUCUGAGCCGCUUCGUCCUAUUGCUCCGCGAGAAUUCUUACAAAGGCGAGUGCCAAAGGUACAAGAUCUUAUUCCGCAAACCAUGGCACUUCAUCCCUUCGCUACCAGAGUUCACAGUCUGUGAGCAAUGCUACGACGAGCUCAUCUGGCCCGCCACACAGUCCAGAUCCACGUCGUCGUCCAUACCGCACAUGUUCAACAAGUCGAUCCAGCUAGUUCCCGGCGAAGACCCCGAUGUCGGAUCAAGCUGCUGUCUGUGGAGCCCGAGGAUGCGUGACGUCUGGAAGGAAGCUGUCAGGUACGACGACUUUUCUUACCUGAAGAGCCAAGCGAAGGAGAGAAAGAGGGCAGAGUCCAAGUAUAUGAGAAACAGAAAACAUAUUAUGACGUGGAUGGGCGACGCGGAAAAGGGGACUAGGAAGUGGAAGGAAGCAGAGGAUGCGAUGAGGGAACUGAAAAAGACACCCAAAGACCUUACAGCACCCGCUGAGCGUGGGGCAGAUGCCCCCCAAUCCAUCCUCACGCGGGACCAAAAGCGUAAUGAACGCAAAGAGCGCAUACGCAGCGUAGUCAGGGAGAAUGCGCAACUCAAGCGCGACGUCAAGGAAAGGGAUAACAUGAUCUCUCGAUUGCAAGAGUUUCAUCAGGCAUUGGAGAAAGACUUGGCUGAUGAGAAGCGGCAGCUGAAGGCCUCGAGAGAGAACGUAUGGAGUGAGAGGCGAGAAGUGAGGCUGUUGCGUACGGAGUUGACGAGUGUACAAUGGCAACUGGAAAGCCUCCGUGCGUUGCUUCCUGAUAGUGACCUUGAAUGGCGCUACGGUGGAAAUAAUUGGCAUGACGUUUAUGGUGAUAAGCGGUACGAUGACGAGGAGGACGAAGAAGAGGACGAAGAGGCGCAUGAGGAAGAGGAGGAUGACAAUUCCAUUAAGAGGGAGGUUCAGGCGACUGCACGGCGAUAUAGAGACAUGCUCAGGGACAGAUGA
This is a messenger RNA of Alternaria incomplexa, 2478 nucleotides long. RefSeq lists its product as uncharacterized. NCBI's taxonomy places the organism in Eukaryota, Fungi, Ascomycota, Dothideomycetes, Pleosporales, Pleosporaceae. The transcript has 3 exons. Bases 1 to 2478 code for a protein of 825 amino acids. The record is from RefSeq and is a predicted model, not a curated record.